AUGCCAUCCUCCCCUGCGCCACGGCGACGCAACCCCUCAACACCAAACAAAACUAAACCCACUCCCACGACCUCCUCCACCACCACCCGCAAUACUGCAUCGUCCAUCAUUGCAACAACUGCAUCAGAAUGGCUCUUCAUCCUAACCCUUAUCUUCGGCGGUUGCUGCUCUAACGCAUUCACGCUCGAGCUCGCCACUCAACAACUCCCCUCGUCCGGCACUUUAAUCACGUUUGCUCACAUCCUAAACAACCUAGCAUUUGGGUAUGACGUCCCAAUGUCAGUACACAUAGUUUUCCGAUCUGGAGGACUCGUGGUAAAUAUGAUCCUAGGAUAUCUUGUGCAAGGUAGAAGAUAUCCUCCGGUUCAAGUCGGAGCGGUGGUGCUAGUCACUCUAGGAGUCGUGUCCAGUACCCUUAGUUCAAGCGCAAGUAGAGAAAGCGAAGGAGGAGAUGAGCGAGUGGGCCAGUAUGCAACAGGAGUCUUACUACUCUUCUCAGCAUUAGUCUUGACUGGAUUUAUGGGUCUUUGGCAAGAGAGGACUUUCAAACUCUACGGCAACCAGAAUUGGCGCGAGAGUUUGUUCUACUCCCAUCUACUCUCCCUCCCCAUGUUCCUAUUAAGGCCGGGGAAGUUAGUGCGGGAUGUACAGAUGGCGAAUGGUACUACUCCUUGGUGGUUCGGUCUUGGUCCACCCACCUCUACACCCUCCAACCAUCCUUCUCGGCUUGGUAAUCUGCUCGCUCUCAUAUCCCCGCCCUCCCUAACACAAAAACUGGACUCGACUUCAGCAAGAACCUUUGAUCUAACCACGAUACUACCCUUCACCGGGCUAAAAGGAGGGUGGGGUGUGUGGAUCCCCUCAUUCUGGCCACCACUCUUACUCAACGUAGCAACUCAGCUAUUGUGUAUUAAUGGAGUGAAUAGGUUGACGAGUAAAGUAAGUUCAUUAUCAGUGACACUGGUAUUGGUGGUUAGGAAAGCGGUCAGUCUGGUGAUCAGUGUAAUGCUCGUUCAAGGUGGGAAAGGCAAUCUGGCGUUGUGGAUUGGUGCGGGGUGCGUUUUGGCUGGCACUGUUGGGUAUAGUAUGUCGAAGCCCGUCACCGUCAACGAGAAAGAAGGACAGGGAAAAAAGAAGGAGUAG
Messenger RNA from Ustilago hordei, 1143 nucleotides. RefSeq lists its product as uncharacterized. The transcript has 2 exons. Gene Ontology annotation, molecular function: UDP-N-acetylglucosamine transmembrane transporter activity. Gene Ontology annotation, cellular component: endoplasmic reticulum membrane; Golgi membrane. Lineage: Eukaryota; Fungi; Basidiomycota; Ustilaginomycetes; Ustilaginales; Ustilaginaceae. Gene Ontology annotation, biological process: transmembrane transport. The coding region runs from base 1 to 1143 and encodes 380 amino acids. The record is from RefSeq and is a predicted model, not a curated record.